Molecule: messenger RNA, 1246 nt
Organism: Orcinus orca (killer whale)
Lineage: Eukaryota; Metazoa; Chordata; Mammalia; Artiodactyla; Delphinidae
Gene: CDKN2C
Product: cyclin dependent kinase inhibitor 2C
Exons: 2
Coding region: 365-871 (168 amino acids)
Biological process (GO): negative regulation of cell population proliferation; regulation of cyclin-dependent protein serine/threonine kinase activity
Cellular component (GO): nucleus
Molecular function (GO): protein kinase binding; cyclin-dependent protein serine/threonine kinase inhibitor activity
Source: RefSeq, a predicted model, not a curated record
UGUAGUGUAGGUACGUGCCAGCUCUGCCUAUAUUUUACGUCCAGAGUAAUUUACCAGAAAUAUAUGUGUGCCUGUAUAUCUCUCAGUUUAAUCACCAGAAUUCUUCAUAGGGGUUAAGCUAAAAAGCGAGGAGCGGAGCCCCUCUCCAAUGGCUCAGUUUUGCUGAAUAAUCACGUGUGAAUCGAGGGGCGGGCUUUUGGCAGGCAGAUCUUACUAGUAUUUACUACCAAGCUCUACUCCAGAUUAACCAUCCCAGUCCUUCUGUCAGUCUCCGAUGCCAUCAUGCAGCCUGGUUAGGAGCGAAGGAAAAGGGAAAAAGAAAAACAACUAAUUCAUCUUUUCCCGAUCGUCAGGACCCUAAAGAAUGGCCGAGCCUUGGGGGAACGAGUUGGCGUCCGCAGCUGCCAGGGGGGACCUAGAGCAACUUACUAGUUUGUUGCAAAAUAAUGUAAACGUCAAUGCACAAAAUGGAUUUGGAAGGACUGCGCUGCAGGUUAUGAAACUUGGAAAUCCCGAGAUUGCCAGGAGACUACUACUUAGAGGUGCUAAUCCCGAUUUGAAAGACCGAACUGGUUUCGCUGUCAUUCACGAUGCAGCCAGAGCAGGUUUCCUGGACACUUUACAGACUUUGCUGGAGUUUCAAGCUGAUGUUAACAUCGAGGAUAAUGAAGGGAACCUGCCCUUGCACUUGGCUGCCAAAGAAGGCCACCUCCCCGUGGUGGAGUUCCUUGUGAAGCACACGGCCUGCAAAGUGGGGCAUCGGAACCAUCAGGGGGACACCGCCUGCGACUUGGCCAGGCUCUACCGGAGAAACGAGGUCGUUAGCCUGAUGGAGGGAAACCGGGCGGAGGGAGCUGCGAAUCUGCAAUGAAUGUGGGGAGGGCUCUCCCACACUGCCUUCUAUUUUGUCAGUUAAUUGAUUGGCUGUCCUAUUUUAAUAUCAUUUGUUAAAAUUCAGUUUUGUCAUAUUUUAAGCAGCUAGUUAAAUCUUCUGAAACUGCUAAGUGGAAAUCUUACUACAGGUUUAUGAAUAUAUUUAAGCAACAUCUUUUUCACCUGCAAAACCCUGAGUUCUAACAUGUAAUUGCAAAUAGCUUUGGCUUUCAUCUGAAUAUUUUAUCUUUCCCUGACUUUUCUCCUUGCUUCUCCCUUUGCCAGUCUCAAUACCCAACUUGAAGACUUUGUUUUAAAAAUGGUUUGUCCUGAUGCUUCUUUUGCCUGAUUAAAACACUUUUUCAAAACAGGA